Molecule: messenger RNA, 2051 nt
Organism: Gavia stellata (red-throated loon)
Lineage: Eukaryota; Metazoa; Chordata; Aves; Gaviiformes; Gaviidae
Gene: MID1
Product: midline 1
Exons: 9
Coding region: 1-2004 (667 amino acids)
Molecular function (GO): zinc ion binding; protein binding
Source: RefSeq, a predicted model, not a curated record
AUGGAAACACUGGAGUCGGAACUGACCUGCCCUAUCUGUCUGGAGCUGUUUGAAGACCCGCUGCUGCUGCCUUGCGCUCACAGCCUCUGCUUCAACUGCGCACACCGCAUCCUGGUCUCCCACUGCGCCACCAACGAGCCGGUGGAGUCUAUCACCGCCUUCCAGUGCCCGACCUGCCGCUAUGUCAUCACCCUCAGCCAGCGUGGUCUAGACGGGCUCAAGCGCAACGUCACCCUGCAAAACAUCAUCGACAGGUUUCAGAAAGCCUCAGUCAGCGGGCCCAAUUCCCCCAGCGAGACCCGCCGGGAGCGGGCAUUUGAUAGCAACAGCAUGUCGUCCUGCGAGAAGGUCCUCUGCCAGUUCUGCGACCAGGACCCUGCCCAGGAGGCGGUGAAAACCUGUGUUACCUGCGAGGUAUCCUACUGCGAAGAGUGCCUGAAAGCCACUCACCCUAACAAGAAGCCGUUCACCGGCCACCGUCUCAUCGAGCCCAUCCCGGACUCUCACAUCAGGGGAUUAAUGUGCUUGGAGCACGAGGACGAGAAAGUUAACAUGUACUGCGUGACGGACGACCAGUUAAUCUGUGCCUUGUGUAAACUGGUCGGGCGACACCGUGACCAUCAGGUGGCAGCUUUAAGUGAGCGCUAUGACAAGCUAAAGCAAAAUUUGGAGAGUAACCUCACCAACCUUAUUAAGAGGAAUACUGAACUGGAAACUCUUUUGGCAAAACUCAUUCAGACCUGUCAACAUGUAGAAGUAAAUGCAUCCCGCCAAGAAACCAAGCUGAUGGAAGAAUGUGACCAGCUUAUUGAAAUAAUCCAGCAAAGACGACAAAUAAUUGGAACUAAAAUCAAGGAAGGAAAGGUGGUGAGGUUGAGAAAACUGGCUCAGCAAAUUGCAAACUGCAAACAGUGCAUUGAGCGCUCGACAUCCCUCAUCUCUCAGGCUGAACAGUCGCUGAAAGAGAAUGAUCACGCUCGCUUCCUGCAAACUGCUAAAAAUAUCACUGAAAGGGUUUCCAUGGCAACUGCAUCCUCCCAGGUCCUAAUUCCUGAAAUUAAUCUCAACGAUACUUUCGAUACUUUCGCACUUGAUUUUACCAGGGAGAAGAAAUUGUUGGAAUGCCUUGAUUACCUUACAGCUCCCAACCCACCCACCAUUCGAGAAGAGCUCUGUACAGCUUCUUAUGAUACCAUCACUGUCCACUGGACGUCAGAUGAUGAGUUCAGUGUGGUCUCUUAUGAGCUGCAGUACACCAUCUUCACCGGACAAGCUAAUGUUGUUAGUUUAUGCAACUCAGCCGACAGCUGGAUGAUUGUUCCCAAUAUUAAACAAAACCACUACACGGUGCACGGGUUACAGAGUGGCACUAAGUACAUCUUCAUUGUUAAGGCCAUUAAUCAGGCGGGCAGCAGAAGCAGUGAGCCUGGCAAGCUCAAGACAAACAGUCAGCCAUUUAAAUUGGAUCCCAAAUCUGCUCACAGAAAAUUGAAAGUGUCUCAUGAUAACUUGACAGUGGAACGUGAUGAAACAUCCUCCAAGAAGAGUCACACACCAGAGCGAUUCACGAGCCAAGGGAGUUACGGAGUAGCUGGCAACGUCUUCAUUGACAGUGGGCGGCAUUACUGGGAAGUGGUUAUAAGCGGGAGUACGUGGUAUGCCAUUGGUAUUUCUUACAAGUCAGCACCAAAGCAUGAGUGGAUCGGGAAGAAUUCUGCCUCCUGGGUGCUUUGCCGCUGCAAUAACACGUGGGUGGUGCGGCACAACAGCAAAGAAAUCCCCAUCGAGCCCGCGCCUCACCUCCGGCGGGUUGGGAUUUUGCUGGACUAUGACAACGGUUCCCUUGCUUUUUAUGAUGCUUUGAACUCCCUACACCUUUACACUUUUGACAUUACAUUUGGGCAGCCGGUGUGCCCCACGUUCACUGUGUGGAAUAAGUGUUUGACCAUUAUAACUGGCUUGCCUAUCCCUGACCACCUAGACUCCUCCGAGCAGCUCGCAUGACUGCUAAAAGCCAAAAGGUAGGACAACGUGUCUUCCCAGGGUGGCCA